AUGGCGACAGUCGCAUCCUCAAACAUCCCUCAGAUCGAGCUGCACGACCCCACUAUGAAGCCCAAAGAGCUGUCCUUCCCGCUCCCCAAGGCUCUCCACACCACCGGCCAUGUACACCUGACGUUGAUGAGAACCUGUACGAUGGUACAUCUCGCCACGUCGACACCCGGCGAGUCUUCUGGCUCAUUCAAACCAAUGGGUAGCUUUGUAUACGCCAUGCCUGAUGUGAGUCCCGUAUGA
This is a messenger RNA of Penicillium oxalicum, 240 nucleotides long. Its product is annotated as proteasome assembly chaperone 4 family protein. The record is from RefSeq and is a predicted model, not a curated record. The coding region runs from base 1 to 240 and encodes 79 amino acids. Lineage: Eukaryota; Fungi; Ascomycota; Eurotiomycetes; Eurotiales; Aspergillaceae. Gene Ontology annotation, biological process: proteasome assembly. The transcript has a single exon.